This is a messenger RNA of Menidia menidia (Atlantic silverside), 1128 nucleotides long. The record is from the annotation of a GenBank genome assembly. NCBI's taxonomy places the organism in Eukaryota, Metazoa, Chordata, Actinopteri, Atheriniformes, Atherinopsidae.
AUGGAGAUCCACCUCAACAGAGUUGAUUAUAUGCAGGUUGGAGUCACAUCCCAGAAAACUAUGAGGCUACUUCCAGCUUUGGGAAAAAAGGCCACACAAAAGGUCGCCAUUGCAGAUCACGAUGGUAUCCUGACGUGUUUUGGGAUGAAGAAGGGCGAGGCGGUGCCCGUGUUUAAAACACUCCCCGGGCAGAAGAUAGUGAGGAUGGACCUGGGAGGAGCCGCCGGAACGUCCCAGGAGAAGAUCUUUGUGCGAGGAUUCACCAAGAAAGGCAAACAGUUCCUCACCUUUGAAGCCAACCUCACCGAGAGCAUCAACGCCAUGCAUGUUUCCGGAUCGGAUCUUUUCGUGUGUGCGAGUUACAUCUACAACCACUACUGCGACUGCAAGGACCAGGACUACUUCCUCUCAGGGGACAAAAUCAACGACAUCACCUGUUUGUCCUCAGAGAAACUCUCGAGACCCGUCCCGGUUUUGGCCUGCCAGGAUCGGGUUCUCAGGGUCCUGCAGGGAUCUAAACUUGCCUAUGACAUUGAAGUCCCUGGCCCUCCAUCUGUCUUGGAGUUGUACAACAAAGAAGGAGCUGAUGAAGUUAUUUAUGGAACCACGGAUGGAAAAAUUGGACUGAUUCAGAUUGAUGAGAGCUCCGCUGCCACUAAAUGGGAGAUCGAUAAUGACAAAAGAAAAGGAGGGGAGGGUCACUUCAAAUCCGACAACAUCUCCACCAUCUCUAUUCUGAGCGACGUUCUCUCCAAAGAGGCCACCAAGAAGAAAAUCAACCUGAACAUUUCAUACGGUUUGAUGAUCCACCCAAAGCUGGAAUCUCAGCUGCUGCUGGCCAGGAAAGUCCAGCUUAUUGAUGCUCUGAAAGAACUUCAGGUUCACGAAGGGAACGCCGACUUCCUGAUCCCGGAGUAUCGCAGCAUCCUGGACGAGUCGGCUGAUUUAUUGGAGGAGUACAAAAAGCAGCCAGCUCACCUCGAGAGGCUUUACGGAAUGAUCACCGACCUCUUCAUUGAUAAAUUCAAGUUCAAGGGACAGAACGUGAAAUCAAAGGUGUCCUCGUUGUUGGAGAUACUCAAUAAUUAUGAUUUAAACUCCCUGUUAGAUUUUUUCAGCGAGGCCUGA